Messenger RNA from Micropterus dolomieu (smallmouth bass), 6256 nucleotides. It is a transcript of the gene slc4a2b, whose product is annotated as solute carrier family 4 member 2b. Lineage: Eukaryota; Metazoa; Chordata; Actinopteri; Centrarchiformes; Centrarchidae. The transcript is spliced from 25 exons. Gene Ontology annotation, cellular component: plasma membrane; basolateral plasma membrane; apical plasma membrane. Gene Ontology annotation, biological process: bicarbonate transport; regulation of intracellular pH; transmembrane transport. The coding region runs from base 509 to 4171 and encodes 1220 amino acids. Gene Ontology annotation, molecular function: solute:inorganic anion antiporter activity; monoatomic anion transmembrane transporter activity. The record is from RefSeq and is a predicted model, not a curated record.
CAGUUAACGUUACUGCCACACAUGCACUGGAAGUGUCCGCUACUGCCGGUGGACCACUUCGCUUUGUUGCCCGGCGUGUUAAGCACGUAACAAAGACAGGUGCUGCCUCUGCUGGCCGAAGCCCCCUGACGGGACAAAGAGCGAGAAAUAAAGAUGGGCACGCAUCGCCUGAGUGCAGCUGUUGGACCGUGUGAGACUACAAGUGUUCCAGUGACUGAGUGCACAUAACUUAGCACAGCCAUGCUGAAGUGCUGGACCCCGCCAAACCCUGAGUGAAGUUAGUGUGGCCACUGGGGUGUGAAGAGCAGAGCAGGGAGUCCCGGGUGUCUCUUCACAGCGGAGUUCAGAAUUACACUACAAUGUCUGCGGUGGCUUCUCUGUUGUAAGCACACAAAGGUUAUGCUGCCCAAAAGCUGUCUGAGUCCCAGUGAGAAAGAGAAGGGCUAAAGCCGCACCGAUCCAAACCAGCUUUCCAGAGCCUCUCAAGCAGCAACUCCACCACGGAGCCAUGAGCAACCCCAGCGCUCCCAACCAGAUUACAGAUGCCGUGGCAUCGGUUAUUCACAGUCCAGAGGUCCCUGCUGCCUCAUCACAUCACCAAGAGGAGGAGGAUGUGGACCUGAACAAAGCCUUGGGCGUCCAGCGCUUCCAGCAGAUCCUCAGCCCGGCUGCUGUAAUACCCGAUGAACAGCACCACAACUACCAUGAGGAGGACAUUGAAUACCACCGUCACUCCUCUCACCACAUCCACCGGCCUCUGUCCAAACUGCCCCCCGAGGGACGCAGGAAGAAGGGCAGCAAGAAAAGGAAAAAGGACAAAGAUCACAAAAGCAGCCAUGUUCCCAGCAGUGGCCCCAUAGAGGAGGGGGAGGAUGAAGAGGAGGAGGAGGAGGAGGAGGUGACUGAGACAACUUCUGCUCCAUCUGAGCCUGAGAGAGUCAGAGAUGUGGAGUUCUUUGUUUCGGAUGACGACCACGCGGCCAAACGUGGAAGAGAGAGCGUUUCCUCAGCCCGUGAGCUGGUUAUCGUAGCAAAGUCUGCGGAGGGGGCAGAUACUGAAGAUGACUCUUCCUCAGAUAAGCCGGCCUCAUCUGACGCUUCAAGCCCCGCUCCGCAGUCAGUGCCACCUGAACACAUACCACUCACCCGUGUGUCCUCCGCCGGCCGCAGCUACGACCUGCAAGAGCGCCGGCGCACAGGCAACAUGACGGGUGCCGAGCAGGCCAAAUACGAGCGCAUCCCUACUGACGAGAGCGAGGCUCAGACGCUGGCCUCGGCUGACCUGGACGGCAUCAAGAGUCAUCGUUUCGAAGAUGUUCCAGGCGUGCGCAGACACCUGGUCAGAAAGAGCACCAAGGGACAAGUGGUGCACACUGGCAAAGACCACAAAGAGCCGACCACUCGCAGCCGUAAGCAGGACCGAACCCCGCAUGAGGUCUUUGUGGAGCUGAAUGAGCUGACCGUGGACAAGAACCAGGAGAUGCAGUGGAAGGAGACUGCUCGGUGGAUCAAGUUUGAGGAGGACGUAGAGGAGGAGACCGACCGAUGGGGGAAACCUCACGUGGCCUCUCUGUCUUUCCGCAGCUUGCUGGAGCUCCGAAAGACCAUCUCACACGGUGCGGUGCUGCUGGACCUGGACCAGAAGACCCUGCCUGGCAUCGCUCACCAGGUGGUGGAGCAGAUGAUCAUUUCUGACCAGAUCAAAGCUGAGGACAGAGCCAAUGUCCUGAGGGCCUUGCUGCUGAAACACAGUCACCCGAGCGAUGAGAAGGAGCACAGUAGCCCUUUCCCCAGGAACAUCUCCGCAGCCAGCCUGGGCAGCCUGAUAACGCAUCACCACAGUGCCAACCACACCCAUCAGCCAGAACCAUCAGUGACUGACCCGCUCAUGGGCUCCAUCCACACCACGGUGGACGUAGACGCACACAUCGACAUGGAGAAGAAUGAUGUACAGCAGAAGGAGCUGACCGUUGUGUCCGGUAUGCAUCGGUCCAAAUCCAAACACGAGCUCAAGCUGCUGGAGAAGAUCCCUGAAAAUGCUGAGGCCACUGUUGUCCUUGUGGGCUGUGUGGACUUCCUGGAGCAGCCCACCAUGGCGUUUGUGCGGUUGCAGGAGGCGGUGGAGCUGGAGUCCGUGCUCGAGGUCCCCGUGCCAGUCAGGUUUCUCUUCGUUCUGCUGGGACCCCCCACCACCAGCAUGGACUAUCACCAGAUAGGACGCUCCAUCUCCACACUCAUGUCUGACAAGCAAUUCCACGAGGCAGCCUACCUUGCAGACGACAGGCAGGACCUGCUGAACGCCAUCAAUAGCUUCCUGGACUGCAGCAUCGUGCUGCCACCUUCAGAGAUGGGAGGGGAUGAGCUGCUGCGCUCUGUCGCUCGUUUUCAGAGGGAGAUGCUGCGCAAGAGAGAGGAGCAGGGGAUCAAACUGUUGACCAGUGAGCCUAAGAGCUUUGAAGAAAAAGAGGCCCUCUUCACACCCUUGAAAAAGUCAGACGACCCUUUAGAGCGCACCGGACGCCCCUUUGGUGGGCUGAUUCGAGACGUCCGGCGCCGUUACCCAAAGUACCUCAGUGACUUCAAGGAUGCCCUGAACAGUCAGUGCAUGGCUGCCGUCAUCUUUAUCUACUUUGCUGCUCUCUCUCCAGCCAUAACAUUCGGUGGUCUACUGGGUGAAAAGACGGAGGGUCUGAUUGGUGUUUCUGAGCUGAUUGUGUCGACAUCAGUGCAGGGUGUGAUCUUCUGCUUGCUCGGAGCACAGCCGCUACUCGUUGUGGGCUUCUCUGGACCCAUUCUGGUAUUUGAAGAAGCCUUUUACAGUUUCUGCAAAGCAAACGACAUGGAGUACCUGACGGGCCGCGUCUGGAUCGGGUUUUGGCUCAUCAUCAUCGUGAUCGUCACAGUGGCCUUCGAGGGAAGCUUCCUGGUCCGCUUCGUCUCCCGCUUCACCCAGGAGAUCUUCUCCUUCCUCAUCUCCCUCAUCUUCAUCUGCGAGACCUUCAUCAAGCUCAUCAGAAUUUUCAAGGAGCACCCACUGAAAAGUUGCUCCCUCGACAACAGCACUGCCUCACCGGAAAAUAACACCCUCGUGCCGAGCAACAGCACCCAGCCUGUGACAGUGACGGUCCAAGGCCAGCCCAACACUGCACUGCUCUCUCUGGUUCUAAUGGCCGGAACAUUUUUCAUUGCUUUCUACCUGCGCAAGUUCAAGAACAGUGCGUUCUUCCCUGGAAGGUUUCGCAGGAUUAUAGGAGAUUUUGGCGUACCGAUUGCCAUCCUCAUCAUGGUCCUGGUGGAUUACAGUAUAAAGGACACAUACACGCAGAAACUGAGUGUUCCUAAUGGUUUCUCUGUGACGAAUCCUGACAAACGUGGCUGGAUAAUCAGUCCACUGGGUACGAAGGGUGACUUCCCCAUCUGGAUGAUGUUUGCCUGCUGUUUUCCCGCUCUGUUGGUUUUCAUCCUCAUCUUCAUGGAGACUCAAAUCACCACGCUCAUUGUGAGUAAGAAGGAGCGGAUGCUGGUGAAAGGUUCUGGUUUCCAUCUGGACCUGCUGCUGAUUGUGGUGCUGGGCGGCAGCUCGGCUCUGUUCGGUCUGCCGUGGAUGGCCGCCGCGACCGUUCGCUCGGUGACCCACGUCAACGCCCUAACUGUCAUGAGCAAAGCCGUCGCCCCCGGAGACAAGCCUCGCAUCCAGGAGGUGAAGGAGCAGAGGGUCACCGGGCUCCUGGUGGCCGUCUUGGUUGGUAUGUCCAUCGUGAUAGGUGACCUGCUGCGUCAGAUCCCCCUGGCAGUGCUGUUUGGUAUCUUCCUCUACAUGGGUGUGAUGUCCCUGAAUGGCAUCCAGCUGACAGAGCGGAUGAUGCUGCUGCUUAUGCCACCAAAGUAUCACCCCGAUCACUCCUACGUACGCAAGGUCCGUACGCUGCGUAUGCAUCUGUUCACCUGCAUCCAGCUAGUGUGUUUGGCAGUCCUGUGGGCUGUCAUGUCGACUCAGGCGUCGCUGGCUUUCCCCUUCGUCCUUCUCCUCACCAUCCCUGUGAAGAUUUUCCUGCUGCGCCGCAUCUUUAAUGUCAGAGAGAUUGCAUGUCUGGAUGCGGACGACGUAGAGCCGAAGUUUGACGAGCGCGAGUGUCAUGAUGAGUACUCUGAGAUGCAGAUGCCGGUGUAACCUGCAACAAGUCUUUGUGUUGCCAUGUAACUCCUCAUAGCAGACACCAAAAUCUGUCAGUCACUCUACCAACCAAUGAGUUCUUCAAACAAGUUGAUGCCGCAGCAUUGUUUAUUAUCUCUGAGAUAUAAACGUACAGUAUGUCGGGGGUCUGGUUUGUUGUCACUUUGGUCAAAUUUUAACUAUUUAAGUAGCUUUUUAUAAGAUUGCUGUGGGCUUUUCUGUCCGUUAACAGCGCUUUGUGGCACAAAGAAUGAAGUCCAACUGAGGAGAUCAACCAGUCGGUAGCUUGUGUUCACAGAUAAAACACUUUUAAAAACAUAUAUAUAUGUAUGUUUCACGGGACGAGAGAUUCCAAAUCAAAUGAUGCGAUCUCAAGCUCAAAAUUAAACACGAUUUCAGUAGAUAGAUUUGCAAGACUGAAAGGUUGCUCUGAUUCACAUUGAAUAUGUGGAGGAUACAUGGGAUUUAUUCUUUUAUAUUAACAUGCUGAGUUAUUGCUUUUCUAGUUAGUUUUAAGUUCACCAAGCGCCUUAUGAAAGAAAUAAAGUUAUACUGAGAGGUGGUUUUUUUUAUUGUUUUUUUUUUUUACCUCAUUCUGUCUUAUUUUAGACAGUUGAUCACUUUACCCGCCUCCCGAAGCUCGUAGCACUUUUUUUUAGAUACCAAUGACUAUAUUUUAUGUAAUCAUUUUAUCGCCUGAGUUUGCUUCUUUAAUAACUAUCUGUGAUUGAUUGUUUUAGCCUGUCCAUCUUUUACCAUACAUUUUUUUUUGGUACUCGCUACGUAAACGCUGAUGCCAGUUAGGCUUUUAUGUCAAAUUCUGUACCUGCAAUGGAUUAAGAUCACCAGCAGAGGGGGAUCUCGCAGGACUUUGAUGAUUCACUAAAAGAAAAAACAGUACAUGAAAAUGCAAUUUCUCAUUACACUAAUGCCAUGACAUCUUGCUUGUUACCAUAACACAUUUUUUUUGUAGAAAAUUAGCACAGUGGUGUAAUAAAUAUACUCUAAUGCACAUGUUUAGGGCACUAAUGCACUAAUGUUGAGUUUGUUUUGAUGUCUCUGGUUGAUUUAUGGGGAUCACUGUAAUUUAUUGGAUUGGAAGUGCCAAAUGUCUCGUGUAAAUAGUUUUAUGAUCAGAACAAAUAAGCUGCAGUUUAGUCAUCUCACGUCUCCUAACAUUGUUGUUGUUCCUUGAAGUAAGUUUCAGUCUAAAUUAACAUAAUUUCAAAGUAUAACAUUCCUUGUUUUAUCAUAAUUUUGCUUCUUUUUUUUUUAGCAGCAACUAAUUGUUUAAACAUUUCGUUCAUUCUCAUAUGAACUCGGUUGACCAAAUUUCCACACAAACUGUGUAGACAAUCUCAAUAUUCAUGCAUUACUGAGAGGGAAGGCUUUUAAAAAUAUAUAUUAAUGUAUUUUCUUUUUGUUUUGUGUCAUGUUGUAUCAGUGUGACAUGGAUUGGUCAAAGCUUUGACUGUGUCAAAUAACUUAAAUUUUCAGUCCUCUGUUACUCUCAAGUGUGUAUUUCAGACACUACUUUUCCGUCUGAACUGUCCCAUCUCAGCCUGACUGUAGUUGGGAUAUUGUGCCUGUUUGAUGUCACAAAGGCGCACAAAAUCUCAAGUGCCUGUGGGACCACGAAGUGUCUGUUGUGUUGUGUAUGGCCGACACGUGUUACAAUAGUUUGCACUUUGGAGACGCUCAUAAAUCAAACAUCUCUCCAUUAUUUAUCUGUUGCAAUAUGAGGCAUUAUUGCUGCUGUUAAAAACUUAUUUGGAGUAUGUCACAGAAUCUUUUUUGUUUUGUAACAUCACACACACAUUUAGCUGCGUCACGGCCAUGGACAAUAAAGGGGAUGUCAAUGAGAAGUAGGCAGUAGCGUCAGUUUUAUGUUUGCUCAUUGUGGCUGUGGAUGAAGGUAGACUGUGUAUGCCAAAGUAUCUGUCAAAGUCGUGAAAUGCUGACAUGAUAUAUUGUUCCAUUUCAAAUGCAAUACAAAGUCCUAGAGGCAAUUGCUGAUGUCCCCUUGUACAUUAAUGGUUGAAAUAUUGAUGACAAAUAAAAGUUAUUUUCUAUAUAUCCUGA